AUGGUCCAGCUAAAGGAGGUGGCUGAACAAGUCGUGCAGCAGAAUAACACAAAAGUGCUGCAGGAUCUGAGCUUUCCGAGUGUGUUCCAGUACCUCGGGGUGGCACAGUACUCUCUUGGGGAUCUGGAGGAGGCGACCAAGACGUUUGAAUUAGCAGUCAAAGUGAACGAAAAUGACUCUCAAAGUUGGGUACAUUUAGGAAACUGCUACCUUUUUCAGAAGAGACUACCGGAAGCAGUGGCUGCGUUGGAAGUUGGAGUGAAGCAGAAAGGGUCGGUGAAGAGCUUGUACGCACUGGUCAAAGCAAGGAACUGGAUGGCAGAUUGGGAAGAUAGAGAGGACUCGCUAGGUCAGCUCCGUCGGCGAGCUUAUGACGAGUUAGAGGCAAGGGCCGAGAUACUUUGCUGCGAUGAGCGUACGAAUCUAAACCUACAAGCUCCAGAAUUGCGAAUUGGCUUCGUAUCGUCGGAUUUCGGUGUACAUCCUGUCUCAUCGCUGCUACGCGGUUUACUGGCGCUGCUCUCGAGUCCGGAUCACCAGACAAAAGUCUACUGCUUUUCACUAUCAGAUGCGUCGUCCUGGUGGAGUCGAAACAUCUCCCGUACUGUUGACUUUAUGAUAUCGCUGAAUGGUAAAAACACUCUGGACGCAGCCAAACUUAUCCAAUCGUAUGGCAUUCACGUGCUAGUGGACUUGAAUGGACACACACUUCUCUCCGGCAUUAGUAUUUUCACUCACCGCCCAGCUCCUGUCCAAGUGGCGUAUCUCGGCUACCCAAAGACGACCGGAUAUCCGUCCAUCGACUAUAUCGUGAGUGACGGGGUGGCUACUCCUGCAGAGACGAGUGGAGGGAGCUUCUCCGAGAAGCUACUUCUGCUACCGACGCACUACAUUGUCAAUGAUCACCUGCAAAUGCUUGGACAUACAAUACAAGGCAAGCGACCGAGACUCUCCACUUUCUUUGAUCUAGACGACUACACAUUCGUCUUUGCCACGUUCAGCAACUGGCAGAAAAUGGAUCCGUCCGUCUUCAGUGCUUGGAUGGAGAUUCUGGCUCGUGUUCCAAGCAGCGUGAUGUGGUUUCAGGAAUAUUUUGGCCACGAAGGAGCGAUCACAAACCUCCGUAACGAAGCAGAAGCUCACGGUAUUAACGGCAAGAGACUCAUUUUCUCGCCGCUAGAUCCGUGGAUUGAUCACACUUAUCGAAAGCGCAUCGCAGACCUCGUUCUCGAUACAUCGAUGAAGAAUGGACACACGACCGUCCUAGACGCUCUGUGUGCUGGUGUGCCCGUGAUCACUCUGGAAGGAGAUCAAAUGAGCAACCGAGCCACGAGUUCUGCGUUGAAUGCACUGGAUUUACACGACAUGACGGUACACUCGAUCAAGGAAUACGUCGAAGUUGCAGUCUACCUUGCUACUCACAAGCACGUGCUCGAAAAGCUUCGGAAGAAAGUGGAAGACAAUCGGUUGCACUAUCCGCUUUUCGACACCGCCAAAUACGCGACUAAGUUCGAGGAGUCGAUCAAAGCUGCCUGGCAAUUGAAAAAGUCGAGACUUCGAGGUCCAACACGAGAAAUGCACAUCUUCCAGUCGACGGAGGCCUCAGCUGUGUGGCCGCGUGACUUCCCGGUUCUGUCAGCAAAAGAGGACAGUAAUGCUGAAGACGAGUAUGUCGUUCGUGUUCAAAAUGCACUGGACACUCAACAGCCGAUUCAACUUCACAUUGGAGGCCACGUCAAGGAUCCGGACUGGUGGAUCGUGGAUGCCAACGACGGAGAUAUCGUGGACUUCGUCAUGUACAUUUCCAAUCUGUACGCUUUCCCAGACAACUCAGUGGACGUCCUCUACUCGUCACACGUUCUAGAGCACUGUACACACGGAUUCGGACGCGAGCUCGAGCAUACACUGCGUGAAUGGCAUCGAGUCCUGCGUCCUGGAGGGCAACUGCUCGUGUCUGUACCAAACCUCUUUGCACUCGCCACGCUCUUCACCAACGAGAGUAUCCCACAUCAAGAUCGCGUAUGGAUCAUGACGGUUAUAUACGGCGGACAGAUCGACCAGUACGACCUCCACAAAGUGGGGUUCGAUGAGGCUAUCUUGCUCGCCUAUCUCACUCAAGCUGGCUUCUGUGAGUUCACACGGUACGACGACUUCGGACUGUUUGCCGACUCCAGCAUCCUCGUUGUACACGACACGCCUAUCAGCCUCAAUAUUCAAGCCAAAGUCUGCAAGUAA
Molecule: messenger RNA, 2235 nt
Organism: Phytophthora infestans T30-4
Lineage: Eukaryota; Oomycota; Peronosporomycetes; Peronosporales; Peronosporaceae
Product: UDP-N-acetylglucosamine-peptide N-acetylglucosaminyltransferase
Exons: 4
Coding region: 1-2235 (744 amino acids)
Biological process (GO): protein O-linked glycosylation
Molecular function (GO): protein binding; S-adenosylmethionine-dependent methyltransferase activity; protein N-acetylglucosaminyltransferase activity
Source: RefSeq, a predicted model, not a curated record